CACGCAUCUUCGCGUGAAGUGAGCGAGCGGGAAUAGAAUACAUUUGUAUUAGGUCAAGUGUUAUGAGAACAAGAAGGCUUGAAAAGCCUUGAAUAUUCAACAUGUUAGCUCGAAGGUUAUCGAGAAUUUCACUGACGACCUUAGCCAACCGAAGUACAGUGGUUAUUCGCUGCUCUAGUACGAUUGCUGCUCCAGAUUCUGGCCCAAAAAAUGGGAUUGAGGAACGAAGACCUCUGUACCUAGAUCAGCUGGCUACAACACCAAUGGACCCUCGUGUCAUUGAUGCAAUGAUGCCAUACACAGUGUCUUUUUAUGGCAAUCCUCAUUCUCGGACACACGCUUAUGGAUGGGAAAGUGAACAUGCUGUGGAAGAUGCAAGAAAGCAAGUUGCAGAUUUGUUAGGAGCUGAUCCAAAAGAAAUAGUCUUCACAAGUGGAGCAACUGAAUCCAAUAAUAUAGCUAUUAAGGGAGUUGGGAGGUUUUACAAGAAGAAAAAGAAACAUCUAAUAACAACACAGACAGACCAUAAGUGUGUUCUGGAUUCCUGCCGCAGUCUUGAAGGGGAAGGCCUUGAAGUCACAUAUCUGAGGGUUAACAAAAAUGGGCUCAUAGACUUAGGGGAACUUGAGAAAUCUAUCCGUCCAGACACUUCUCUUGUGUCUGUCAUGACAAUCAAUAAUGAAAUUGGCGUCAUACAACCAAUAAAGGAAAUAGGUGAGAUAUGUCGGAAGAACAAAGUAUUUUUCCAUACAGAUGCUGCACAGGCUGUUGGCAAGAUUCCUCUUGAUGUUAAUGACAUGAAGAUUGACUUAUUGUCUGUCAGUGGACACAAGAUUUAUGGCCCUAAAGGUAUUGGUGCUCUGUAUGUCAGACGUAGACCACGUGUCCGUGUAGAACCCAUUCAAAGUGGAGGGGGACAAGAAAGAGGAAUGAGAAGUGGUACUCUACCUCAUACACUGUGUGUUGGCCUGGGUGCUGCAUGUGAAUUAGCUCAGAAGGAAAUGGAGUAUGACCACAAGCGCAUCACUGCCCUGGGACAGCAUCUAAUUGAUGGCAUAACUUCAAGGUUAAAUCAUGUGAUCAUAAAUGGUGACCCAGAGCAUACAUACAUGGGUUGUGUUAACCUGUCAUUUGCUUGUGUUGAGGGGGAAAGCUUGUUGAUGGCCUUGAAGGAUAUUGCUCUCUCCUCAGGAAGUGCCUGCACAUCAGCUUCUCUAGAACCAUCUUAUGUCUUGAGAGCAAUUGGAGCUGAUGAAGAUCUUGCUCAUUCAUCCAUAAGGUUUGGAAUUGGGCGAUUUACAACCUUGGAAGAAGUUGAUUACACGAUUGAAAAAAUUGUCUACCAUGUACAGCGAUUAAGGGAAAUGAGCCCUCUAUGGGAUAUGGUUCAAGAGGGAAUAGACCUCAAGUCUAUCCAGUGGACCCAGCACUAAGCCGUUAUUUAUUGGGUCAGUAACCAAAUAUCAAUAAGCAGUGUAGUAUAUAAUACAUAAGUUGUUUAACACGACAGAGAAAAUUCCUUAUGUUUUUCGAUAAACAUAAUUCAAAAUGCGUAGACCCGCGAACAGAUAAGGAAGGUGACCGUUUCUUUUGUAUGUUCGCAACACCUUCGCUUUGUCUCGUUUUGCUCAGGGUUUUUUUUCGUUUGUUUGUUUGUUUUGUUUCGUCAUAUUUUUUGUUUUUGUUUUUGUUUUUUUCGCUUUGAGUAUUGUCUCGUUUGAUUUUGAGUAUGUGUUUAUUUGUUUGAUCGCGUUUUUUUGUUCAUUUUUAAUGUUUACCAAUAAGGGCUUUGUUCUUUUUUAAAGUAUACUUUUAAGAAGGAUGUAAGCAAUGCUAAAUAGUUGCAACAUGCAGAUGAUAAUCGCUGCGCGUCGUAGCUUCUCGUAUGGACAAGCCUACAAUUGUUUGUUAAUACCACCAUAAGUUUGUUUUAAACAAAGUCUACUGCUGAUCCUAGUACACUUUAUUAUAUAAACUAUAAAAUGUAAUUUUAUGAAAUUAGCACCAUAGAUAUAAAGCUUUUUAAAAUCUUGAUCUUCUACUAAAGCACUUUGAAAGAAGCGCUUAAUGCUUAAAGUUGGUUUUAAACAACGUCUACUUCUGGGGCUGAUCCUGAUACACUUUAUUUUAGUAUUAUACUAUGUAAUGUUAUGAUGUAAGAACCCUAAAUAUAAAGCUUUUAAAUAUC
Actinia tenebrosa (Australian red waratah sea anemone) is the source of this 2188-nucleotide messenger RNA. Its product is annotated as cysteine desulfurase. Gene Ontology annotation, biological process: [2Fe-2S] cluster assembly. The record is from RefSeq and is a predicted model, not a curated record. NCBI's taxonomy places the organism in Eukaryota, Metazoa, Cnidaria, Anthozoa, Actiniaria, Actiniidae. Gene Ontology annotation, molecular function: pyridoxal phosphate binding; cysteine desulfurase activity. Gene Ontology annotation, cellular component: mitochondrion; cytosol; nucleus.